UUGAGGAGUUUUAGUGCGCAGCCAAUCGUCGACGCAAACCAGCAAACGCUCAAUCUAUACUGCACAUAGCGAGGCUUGGAGUGGGAGGGGGCGCUUGGAAGCAAAACAUGGCGAAAUAACAAGUUUGCUCGUCAGACGCCGUUUUGAGGUUGGGCACGAUAUACCGCAGUGUUGGAUUUACAACUCCCGAGUGCUCCAAUCUGGAUGGUGGACACGGACGCGACGCGCAACUUUAAAGAGUCGAGGGCCCGGUUUAGAUUAAGUGUUGCGGGGUUUAGUCCAGAACACACCGCCCGCCUGACUGUGUUUUUCCGGAAAGGUUGGCAUCGGUGGGCGCGACUGUCAACAUAGAAAAUGAAAGAAGAAGCAAAGUUUAUUGCAGACGAGACUGUUUAGCCUGCUGUUUUAGCCGCAUUAGCUAACCAGUCAAAGAGCAUUUGAUUGCGCCCACCUGUCUCUUCGCAACGCCGAAUUUGGGAUUAUUUCGGAAGUUGAACAACCGCGGACCCAUUCGAAAGACUCUUAUAACAAUACCUUCGGGGAUAGUUACUUAAAAUAUUAGUGCCAGUUUGAUAGGCGGUUCUGGUGCGGUACUGAAGGAACGGGCGCCAUCACGUUGCGUUCGCUUGAAAAAAAACAUUGCGUAUUUUGGCAAUUUAUUUUCCUUUUUACUCCGUUAAUACAUUGUUGCCAUUUUUCGGAAUGCCUCCCAUGACACCGCAGCUGGCUUGUUAUUUAAAAUCGAAGACAUCUUGUUGAAAUGAACGCAGCAAGGUGUUCAACAGUGGAGGUGCACUGCUUGGAAAAGCUGCCAGUUCGUCGAAGGGCGCCUGUGGCCGAAUUAGAGUAAAAGUUUGUAGAAAUAAAUGAUAUCUUUUAAAUCGGUCGUGCUAUUAUUUCAUUCCUCAAGACGAGAUUUGGAGAGUUGACGCGACCGAACCAGCUGCGAGCUCGAAACUGCGAUGUGUUUGCUCAUCUGAGUGCUGCAACAAUUUUCGCAAAUUGGACUGUCUAUUGCGGCCAUUUAAGAUCACCAACGGUGCCACCUUCACACCUUCAAAGUGCUCCUUGUGAAAAAUCUGGCUAACUUGAUAAGCUAACGUUGCAAGUUUGGCCAGCCAUGUCUGAAAACGCCCCCACGCGAAGCCUGGAUGACAUCGACCUGGCAGCUCUGAGGGAUCCAGCUGGAAUCUUUGAGCUGGUUGAGGUGGUCGGCAAUGGGACAUAUGGGCAAGUAUACAAGGGCCGCCAUGUUAAGACGGGCCAGCUCGCGGCCAUCAAGGUGAUGGAUGUUACGGAGGAGGAAGAGGAGGAAAUCAAAGCUGAAAUCAACAUGCUGAAAAAAUACAGUCACCACCGCAACAUAGCCACGUAUUACGGUGCCUUCGUCAAGAAGAGUCCACCAGGACACGAUGACCAGCUUUGGUUGGUGAUGGAGUUCUGCGGCGCCGGCUCGGUGACCGACUUGGUGAAAAACACAAAGGGCAGCUCUCUGAAGGAGGACUGGAUCGCGUACAUCUGCAGAGAAAUCCUAAGGGGCCUUUCCCACCUGCACACCCAUAAAGUCAUCCAUAGAGACAUCAAGGGCCAGAAUGUUCUUCUCACAGAGAAUGCAGAGGUCAAACUCGUUGAUUUUGGAGUCAGCGCUCAGUUAGACAGAACCGUGGGCCGUAGAAACACCUUCAUCGGUACGCCUUACUGGAUGGCGCCGGAGGUCAUCGCCUGCGACGAGAACCCCGACUCCACCUACGACUACAGGAGCGACAUCUGGUCCUUGGGAAUCACCGCCAUCGAAAUGGCCGAAGGAGCGCCGCCACUGUGUGACAUGCAUCCAAUGAGAGCCCUCUUCCUGAUUCCCCGGAAUCCCCCUCCUAAACUUAAAUCCAAAAAGUGGUCCAAGAAAUUUAUUGACUUUAUCGAGGCCUGCCUCGUGAAGACGUAUCCCAGCCGACCAUCCACAGAGCAGCUGCUCAAGCACUCCUUCAUCAGGGACCAGCCCACCGAGCGGCAGGUCCGGAUUCAACUCAAAGACCACAUUGACCGGACGCGCAAAAAAAGGGGAGAGAAAGAGGAGACGGAGUACGAGUACAGCGGCAGCGAUGAAGACGAUGAGAAUCGAAGCGAUGACAGAGAGUCGAGCUCAAUCCUCAACGUGCCCGGAGAGUCCACCCUCCGUCGGGACUUCCAGCGUCUCCAACAAGAGAACAAGGAGCGGUCGGAGGCUCACAAGAGACAGCAGGCCCAAUUGGCCGCUCAGCGCCGGGACCCUGAGGAGCACAAGAGGCAAUUGCUGCACGACAGACAGAAACGCAUUGAAGAGCAAAAAGAGCAGCGGCGACGACUGGAAGAGCAACAGAGAAAGGAGCGAGAGAUGGUGAGGCAGCAAGAAAAAGGUCCCCAUCGGAGACUUGACGAUAUGAGACGGGAGGAAGAUAGAAGACUGGCCGAAAGAGAGCAGGAGUUUAUAAGACAUAAGUUAGAAGAAGAGCAACGGCAGCUCGAAAUCCUCCAGCAGCAGCUGCUUCAGGAGCAGGCAUUGCUUAUGGAGUACAAACGUAAGCAGCUGGAGGAGCAGCGUCAGUCAGAGCGGCUGCAGAGGCAGCUUCAACAGGAGCAUGCUUACUUGGUGUCGCUGCAGCAACAGCAACAGGAAAGGAAGCCCCAACUCUACCACUACAACAAAAACUUGGAGCCCAAUAAUAAACCCACAUGGGCCCGUGAGGUGGAGGAGCGAAGCAAGCUCAACAGACAGGGCUCUCCGAAAAUCUGUACCACCGUCUCUGACACGGCCAUCCAGUCACGCUCGGACUCAAUCGGCCCGUCUGGAGCGGCCCAGUCUGCUCAGACGCCCCCGAUGCAGAGGCCCGUUGAACCUCAAGGGGGGCAGGGCAAGUUGCAGAUGGCUCACUUGGUUCCACUAAAGCCUUACGCCGCCCCUGUCCCACGCUCCCAGUCUCUCUGCGACCAGCCUACUAAGACCAUGUCCGCAUUCCCUACCCAGGACCCCUCCCUCGCCCCCACGCCCCGACCCAUCCACUCCAGAGAGCUAGUGCGUCAGAACUCAGACCCUACGUCUGAGACCCCCGCGCCACUGAUGCACCAAAUCAGGGAGGAUCAUGGGCCCUGGAUCCGCUUGCCAGAUGUGGAACUCCCACCCAAGAUUCCCCAGAGAACAGCAUCAAUUGCAACAGCUCUCAACACCAACCUGACUUCUGGCAUCAGGCAUCCAGUGAGAGCCAGUAAUCCGGAUCUCAGCCGAAACGAUCGCUGGGAGAGAGGCGAUAAUAUUGGCAUCAUAUCUGAUCUCCCGCAGACGGGCUCGUUGGAAAGGCAUCGCAUCCUCAGUACCUCCAAGAUGGAGUCGCCCAUUCUAUCCCAGGAUAGUCGUCACAAGCCAGGGGAGUCUCGCACCUCUUCUCGCCCAGGGCGUCCUGCUAGUUACAAGAGAGCUAUAGGAGAGGAUCACGGCCUCUUUGCCAAAGAGCGUGCUGAAGAACAACCCAGGCCUCCAGUCAAGGCCAAUGAUUACUCCUCCUCCUCAGAGAGUAGUGAGAGUAGUGAGGAGAGCGAAAACGGAGAAGGAGCUGAAGAGGAUGAAAGUCCAUCUGAUCGCCACAGGGACGCAGACACGGAUUCGGUCAACACCAUGGUGGUUCAUGAAGUUGAGGGCGAGGAGGCAGAAGGAGAGCAAGCUGGAGGUUAUGGAGAUCAGACCAUGUUGGUACAAAGGACCCCUGAGAAGCGGAGCCACAAUGGCUACACUAACUUACCAGAUGUGGUGCAGCCCUCACACUCCCCCACUGAUUCCGCCACUCACUCCUCCCCUGGGAAGGACUCUGUGUAUGAUUAUCAGUCCAGAUGUUUGGUCAAGGCACCUGGCAAGUCCUCCUUCACCACCUUUGUGGAUCUUGGAAUGUACCAGACACCGGGAGGUACCGGGGAUAACAUUUCUGUUACAAGCUCAAGGUUUGAACAGCUGAAGAUGGAGGUCAGGAAGGGUUCCAUGGUGAACGUGAAUCCCACCAACACACGCCCCCCUACUGACACACCUGAGAUCCGAAAGUACAAGAAGAGGUUCAACUCUGAGAUCCUGUGUGCGGCGCUUUGGGGUGUGAACCUGUUGGUGGGGACAGAGAAUGGUUUGAAAUUGCUGGACCGCAGUGGACAGGGCAAAGUUUAUCCACUCAUCAACUCGCGCCGGUUCCAGCAGAUGGAUGUUUUGGAGGGCCUCAAUCUGCUCAUCACCAUUUCAGGCAAGAAAAACAAGGUGCGUGUCUACUACCUGGCCUGGCUGAGGAAUAAGAUCCUCCACAAUGACCCCGAAGUGGAGAAGAAGCAAGGCUGGACCACUGUGGGCGAGAUGGAGGGCUGCGUGCACUACAAAGUUGUGAAAUACGAGAGGAUAAAGUUCCUUGUGAUUGCUUUGAAGAAUGCCGUGGAAGUGUAUGCUUGGGCGCCCAAGCCUUAUCACAAAUUCAUGGCCUUCAAGUCCUUUGCAGACCUGCCACACAGGCCAGUCCUUGUGGACCUGACAGUGGAGGAGGGUCAGCGGUUAAAGGUCAUCUACGGCUCCUGUGCCGGCUUCCACGCCAUCGACGUGGACUCCGGAAACAACUAUGACAUUUACAUCCCCGUCCAUAUCCAGAGCCACGUGACGCCGCACGCCAUCGUGUUCCUGCCCAGUUCCGACGGCAUGGAGAUGCUUCUGUGCUACGAGGAUGAGGGCGUCUAUGUCAACACGUAUGGUCGCAUCAUCAAGGAUGUGGUCCUGCAGUGGGGCGAAAUGCCGACGUCUGUCGCUCACAUCUGCUCCAAUCAGAUCAUGGGCUGGGGAGAGAAAGCCAUUGAGAUUCGCUCAGUGGAGACUGGCCACUUGGAUGGCGUCUUCAUGCACAAGAGAGCUCAGAGGCUUAAGUUCCUGUGUGAGAGGAACGACAAGGUAUUCUUUGCCUCAGUGCGGUCGGGAGGCAGCAGCCAGGUGUACUUCAUGACCUUGAAUAGAAACUGCAUCAUGAACUGGUGAAGGAUGAGCAGCUUCGCUCUGAGCGGAGCCAGCAGGAUCUGGAGAUGGAAGCGCAUCUGACAUUGUCUUACACACACAGGCGAGCAUGCUCAUUCGCAUUCGUUUUUAUAUACACGUAUGCACGCAGACACACUGAUAACUCACGGAUAAAAACAAAACAAACCGCACGUGCGCUCUGAUAAAAAAUUCUCAAAAGGAGUCUUUAAAUUUUUUCAGAUCAGCUUCAUGGCCUCAAUAAUAAUUUCUCACACUGUACCCAUUACAAAAAGUCACUGAUGUUUCUAGCAUUUAUUUGUACUGUUUUGAUUCUUGUCCUGACUUCCCUUAAUUGGUGGAGUAUCGGCAACUGCUUAGUUCCUCAUUGUGAAGUACUGUACUGUAAAUUCCCGGAUGGCUCGCCAGGUGCAGAAAGCGUUAUUUACCAACACUGUAUGUUCAAGUUGAGCUGUAAAUAGCACAAAUCAUCUGCAGGUCUCCUCCGGUUUGCCGUCAUUGGUUGCGCGGCCGACUCAGAGGAUGCCGGCACACCCAUCUGCUGUGGCUUAAGGCUCCCAAAUUUCAUAGAGGCUUAAAAGGAAGAUUUGGGCCAGCUCAUCCAAAGUUCGAGCAAAUCUGGCAUUCCCGCUUUUGCGCGUGUCUCAGUCAUUGCAGAUUAGCUCUCGUUCGCUUCGAAAAGUUAUCAUAACUGAGCAGUACUCUGCGGCAGACAGUACUGUGAAAUGUCUUUUGUUGCUUUUUUGUUUCUUUUCUUCCGCCGAGGCAAACAAAUCAGCCUCGUCAAACUUGUACCUACCAUUUUUCAGAGAUUUACAACCAAUUUGAUAUUUAUCUGUAGUGAUUUUGAAUUACUGGUAUUCUUGAUUUUGCUCUACUGUAAUUAUAUUUCAGUGUUGUGCAGCCAUUGUUUGAGGAGAGUGUGUUAGCGUAUGUGGCUGAUUGUGUUAAAAGGGGCGCAGCGGGCUCUUCUACUCUAAAAUUCUCAAGUCGUCGCGUGGGUCUGUUAUGAGCCGCAGUGCGCCGCGGCUAAUAUUUGUUCUGAGCUGAUAGAAAGCCGACAUUUUAGCGUUAGAACCGAGAAUGGAUUUCUUUGUGUGCAUGGCUGAAGGUCAUGAUACUGUAUACACUGCUACAUGGGGGCUAAUGAAUACAAGCCAAAGGAAGUGAUCUUGCUAAGUUGAGAAGACUCUUUAACCCCCAAGAUAACGAAAACGCUCUUCUCCGUUAUGCGUACGGUGACACUGGUUUGCAAUAGAAAUACUGCAGGAGCCUUUGACAGCAGGGAUUUGUUGGCGUCGGAAGGAUGGCGUUGUCGCGCUAUGGCACAUUGUGGGCUCACGAGAUGUUGAUGUAUCGUCAAGCCAAAAGUGAUAGAUAUACAAAUAUAUAUAUAUAUCAAUGUACAAUAGCUCGAGCGGAAACUCGAGUGUGCAUGUCAGCCAUUGAAGUAUAAUAGUGUAUCAAAGUUGUUUUCCCCUUUUUUUUGAAGAUUGUGUUUCUUAAUUAUAGUUGUGUGCCAUGGCCUACAUUUCACAUUGGUUUGUUGCCAUGUGUGAUUUCUGCGGUUAUUUUACCAACCUGCCAUGUUUACAGUUUAAGCAGUGCCUUGGAGUUGGGACGACAAUGAUAGAAGCUAUUAUACAGUAGGUUGGGUUUAAGCCUCGCCCCCAAGUCGCUUAUUAAUUGCGGAGCAAGAGGUGUAAUUUCGACCCUCGUAUUAUUGAUUGUUAUCUGCCCCUUAAAGUGCACUUAAAUUGUUGAUAUGCGUAUUGACAUGCACAUAAACGAGACUAUUCAAUGAGUAUUAAUUCAGACAUCGGCAAUAACGAAGAGUUAAAUGUCCGGCCGUGUAAGGCUCAAACGUUUUUGGGGAAAAGUCCAGACGCGAGUGGGAACCGGCAUAGCGAAAAGCCAUACUUGUGAAUUUUGUCUAGUGACGUCCGCUCGUAAAUUGUCGCAGCAAAUAUGAAGUCGGCGCUUUACUCUUCAAUGUUGCUAAUGUAACGUAGUCAUGGGGAAAGUAGCCUGACUAUAUUUAGAGAAGUCUAUUUUAUAACAAUAAAAAUGUAUUAUGUAAAAUUAGGUUGAGACAUUACAGUGAAUGUACUUCUAUUUAAGAGAUUUGUAUUUCUAUAAAAAAUGUGUGCCGCUCUAUUAGUCAAAGCACAAUGUGUAACGGUCUGUUUUCUCAGUUGGUCGUCAGGUAGGAGACAAGCGAGUCAUCACGUGUUUCAAUGUUUUGCUGGAUCCAUCUGCUAAUAUGCUCAGGCGGUGACGGGACUUUGAGUGCAUGGACAUGGCCGGGUCACUUGAAGGCUUUUGGUUUUGAAGUUGAAAGAAAUGUGAGCGGGAAAAAUCCAGUUUUUGAUUGAGCUUCAUUCCCGAAUGAAAACACUGUUGCGUAACGUAUCUGCUAGAAUGCACAAACAAUCGCAGGUGACACUUUUCAUAUCAAGCACACAAAAGAUGCACUACAAAAGAAAUCCAGGCUCUUAAGUUCUUCCAUUGUGGUCCAGAGACUUUUGUGGGCAGAAUUUAAGUCUUUUUUUUUUUUUUUCUUUUUUUUUUUUUAUUAUACAAACUAACAAUUAGUGCAUUUUUAACAGAUUUUUUUUUUCAUAGAUCCUCAUCAGAUUUCAAUGCAAAGUUGGUUUACAGUUUCAUUUGAUGAUUUAAAGUGAAACCUGAAUGUUUUCAAUAAUUCAUUUCCCAAAGAAGAAAUCUAACUUCAUGUUGAUCAUUCGAUUGAAAGUAUGAUAUAUAUAUAUUUUUAAAAUGUUCAUUUAUUGCUUCAGUGAUACUACUGGUUGGUCAUGUUGCUUCAGUUUCAUUCCAAGAGCCUCCAAAACCUCACAUCGCAGGGUGACAUUGAGAAGGUCGGGGAUGCACUUAAGUGUGUGAGCAAAAAGCAAUACAAGCAUUUGAUUGAUUCAUCCCAGUUUGGCUUCAGUUCAUUUUGGCAGCCAAAACAUUGGCUGCUUGGUGAGUCACUCUCUCAUUUUACCUUUUGGUUUGCUUUACAGGGCUUUUUUUUUUUUUUUUUGGGCGAUUCUGGCUUUUCUGUGUUAGCUUUUCACAAUCAGUAACUGUGAUGCUCAAUCUUGAACGAAAUCCCACAAUUGCCUUUAUGAAUUAAACAGAAUAGAGAAGUGGAUGAAGGCAUCGACUGUACAGGAGCUUGUGAAGCAAAUCAAUAACAGUACAGCCCCAAAACUCGAGACCUUUGAACAUUAGACUCAAUGUUUAGUUUUUUUUAAUUUCGGUAAACAUUGCAGUGUUUUAGUUUGCAGGUGUUUCUUAUUUGUGAGAAGAGUGUAUUUCAUAAGCUCUUUAAAACUUUAAAAAGAUUGUGUUCAUGUCUGAUACAGAAUAAAAAUCUCUUCAUCUCA
Syngnathus acus (greater pipefish) is the source of this 8409-nucleotide messenger RNA. It is a transcript of the gene mink1, whose product is annotated as misshapen-like kinase 1. The transcript is spliced from 32 exons. Bases 1121 to 5023 code for a protein of 1300 amino acids. Gene Ontology annotation, biological process: protein phosphorylation. The record is from RefSeq and is a predicted model, not a curated record. Gene Ontology annotation, molecular function: ATP binding; protein kinase activity. Lineage: Eukaryota; Metazoa; Chordata; Actinopteri; Syngnathiformes; Syngnathidae.